UUAUGAUGAUAUUUCUUGAAUGAAUUAUUCAUGUUUUUAACACGUAACAUAUAUAAUUACUUUAAAAAAAAAAAAUGUGUCUUUUCUCGAUAGUAUGGGAUUUGCAAGAUUUCAAUUUUCUAUUGCUCAUAUUUUCGAAAUCACAUGUCUCAGAAUUGCGAAAAUUGUAAAGAACAUGUAUAACGAGCGUUCCAGUUAUACCAUUAGAAAUUACCAUGAUGCUGUUAAAAAGUUGCAGAGUCUUCAAAGUAAUUCUAAUUAUAUCAAAAUUGCUACAAAUAAUCCAACACAAAAUUCGGCCAAGUUGAAGGAUAUGGAAAAAUAUUUAAAUAGGUCUGGUAUUAGCUUGGAACAACUGGACGAGCUCUCUGUUAUACAUGUAGCCGGUACCAAAGGAAAAGGUUCCGUAUGUGCUUUUACAGAAUCCAUAUUGCGAGCGCAUGGAUUUAGAACUGGUUUUUAUAGUUCACCUCAUUUAAUUACCGUUAAAGAACGAUUUAGGAUAAAUGGCUCUCCUAUUGAUGAAAAAGAUUUUGCUUAUUAUUUUUGGGAUUUAUAUAGAAAAUUAGAUAACUCGAAAGAAUCUGAAUUGGACAUGCCAAUGUAUUUCAAAUUUCUUACCAUUUUAAUGUUUAAUAUGUUUUUACGUGAAAAUAUAGACGUAGCAAUUAUAGAAGUUGGAAUAGGGGGAGAAUACGACUCAACCAAUAUCAUAAGAAAUCCUGUAUGUGUUGGUAUAACGAGUUUAGCGCUAGAACAUACUUCUAUAUUAGGAAAUACAAUAGAAGAAAUAGCAUAUCAGAAAGCAGGUAUUUUCAAACCAAAUACAAUUGCGUUUACAGUCCCUCAACAAAAAGAAGCUUUAGAAAUAUUGAAAGAAAGAGCAAUCGAGAGGCAAACCGUUUUACACAUUACGCCAUCGUUUCAGGAUUAUAAAUGGAAAAAUAAUGUAUUAAACAAUACAACGUUUAGUCAAAUUCAACAACAAAAUGCUUCUUUAGCGAUACAGUUGGCAAUUCAAUGGAUGCAAUCUCGAAUUAAUCAAAACUAUUCUUUGAUAAUUAAUAAGAAACUUAAUAACAAUUUAGAGGAGAAUAAUGUAGAAAGGAAUAUUAAAAAUAUCAAUUUUGAAGAAAAAGAACAUAUAUCGUAUGAAAAAAUUGCAAGAGGGUUAUCUUGUUGCAUGUGGCCAGGACGACAAGAAAUUUUAAAGGGUACUUUAUUUGAUUUUUAUUUGGACGGUGCUCAUACUAUAGAAAGUAUGAAUUGUUGUAUUUCUUGGUUUACUAAUCAAAUAGAAAAUGUUAAUGGUAAACGAUAUUUGAUUUUCAAUAUGAUCGGAAAACGCAAUGUGUCUCUAUUCAUAAGAUCUUUGAAAAAGAUUCAAUUUCAUAAAGUUUAUUUUGUGCCUAAUCUUUCUGGAAUACCGGAAAUAGAUGUUCAGUCGACGAUCAAUUCGAUAAAUGAACAACAAAAUAAAUGUCAAGAGUAUUGCACAAUGUGGGGAGAGCAUUCCGUUGUUGCCGAAAAUGUAAUGGAAAUUUUUAAUGAUAUUAAGAUUGAACAUACCAUUGGGAAAACUAGUAUUUGUAAAGAUAGAUCUCAAGUACUUAUAACUGGGUCUUUGCAUUUAGUAGGGGCAGCUCUUGCUAUUUUGGAUCCUAAUUUGACUAUGACUACAAAAUUUUGACCCUUUCUUUUCUGGCACAACCGGCCGGUCACGUGUAUACAGUAGCCUACAAAAGUUUCGAAUCAUUCUAUUUUUCAUACGACGAUGAUACAAAACGUAUUCCACAUUUAUAUUUGAAAGCAAUAAUUUGUAUAUAUAUAUAUAUUGUUAAAUAAUUAAUUAUUAAAAAGUUAUUAUAUUUAAUGACUGUGCGAAAGUAUCCUGCCGCGUGUUAUUGUUUAUGACAAAAAAAUUUGAAAAGUAAGGAAACAUGAUUUGAACUUCUUCAUUUGAUUCAAUACUUUGUAGCUAUGUCCUUAGCAACGAUAAUUGCAAUGCAUCGAUGAGACAUGGAUGCAAUUCAUUGCGAGAUCCGUUCUUGUAACAAUAUUUCCUCACUCAUGUAACAAAUGAUUCUACAAUUCCGUUUUUUUGGAGUGAUUUUUCGUUCCAAUACGAUGUUUCAGGUCUUCCCACAGGUGUUAAAUUGAUUAUAAGUCCAGUAACUGAUCAGUUACGGCCCGUCAAGUAGGCCCGUAUAGCCGGUCAAGAAGGCCCACUCUUCAGCUCAGAAAAAAAUUCUUCACUAAACGCGAAGCAUGUUUUGGGUCAUUAUCUUGUUGAAAAAGCCAAUCACGAACGCGAUAUACUUUUCAUUACAAAUAUAUUCUUUUACAUUGUAGCAUCCAUAUUGCUGUGAAUCUCUAUCAUCGGAUCAAUACAGUCAUCAGAAAAUACUCUUCAAAUUUUAAUGUUCUCAUUACCGUGUUUUAUGGUAGAAAUUUGAUAUCUAAUAUUAUAU
Molecule: messenger RNA, 2471 nt
Organism: Polistes canadensis
Lineage: Eukaryota; Metazoa; Arthropoda; Insecta; Hymenoptera; Vespidae
Gene: Fpgs1
Product: folylpolyglutamate synthase, mitochondrial-like
Exons: 4
Coding region: 95-1690 (531 amino acids)
Biological process (GO): tetrahydrofolylpolyglutamate biosynthetic process
Cellular component (GO): cytoplasm; cytosol; mitochondrion
Molecular function (GO): ATP binding; tetrahydrofolylpolyglutamate synthase activity
Source: RefSeq, a predicted model, not a curated record